AUGAGCAAAAUUAUUACGGAUCUUGAUACAAUUGCCGGAAAGAUCGAGGAGUACGCAGGAGAUACGUUGUUAAGACUUCGAAUCUUCGCACAAUUUCAGGACAUUUCUCAUUCACAUGAAAGAACCGAUGGGAUUUAUCUUCAUUUUAGCAACGUUCCAGAUUUCAAUGCAGAAACGAAUAGAGAAAGAUCAUAUUAUUUCUUGAUUGAUGAGACAAUCUAUGACGAAGCGUUCAUCAAUACCAAAUCAGGUGAAAGACCACAUAAGGGCGAUAUCUUAGAUAUGAGAUGUUGUUAUAGGAAGUACGAUAAAGUCGUUGAAAUUAUGCAUCUGAAAGUGAUAUCGAUCGCAGAUUUGGAUUCAUUACGAGAAUUCUUGGCGAAGGCGGACGAUGACUCAGAGAUUAGAUCUUUUCUUCGAUGA
Messenger RNA from Kluyveromyces lactis, 423 nucleotides. RefSeq lists its product as uncharacterized. Lineage: Eukaryota; Fungi; Ascomycota; Saccharomycetes; Saccharomycetales; Saccharomycetaceae. The record is from RefSeq and is a predicted model, not a curated record. The coding region runs from base 1 to 423 and encodes 140 amino acids. The transcript has a single exon.